AUGCAAUCCUUAGAAAUAUACUUCACAAAGAUCUUCAUUAACAAUGAAUGGCAGAACUCAGAGAGUGGGAGAGUAUUCCCUGUCUGCAAUCCAGCCACAGGGGAGCAAGUGUGUGAAGUUCAAGAAGCAGACAAGGUGGAUAUAGACAAGGCAGUGCAGGCAGCCCGCCUGGCCUUCUCUCUUGGGUCAGUGUGGAGAAGGAUGGAUGCUUCUGAAAGAGGACGUUUGUUGGACAAGCUUGCAGACUUGGUGGAACGGGACAGGGCUGUUCUUGCAACCAUGGAAUCCCUAAAUGGUGGCAAGCCAUUCCUGCAAGCUUUUUACAUCGAUUUGCAGGGAGUCAUCAAAACCCUGCGGUAUUAUGCAGGCUGGGCUGAUAAAAUUCAUGGAAUGACCAUUCCUGUUGAUGGAGACUAUUUUACUUUCACGAGACACGAACCCAUUGGAGUGUGUGGACAGAUCAUCCCAUGGAACUUCCCCCUCCUGAUGUUCACCUGGAAAAUUGCUCCUGCACUGUGCUGUGGUAACACAGUGGUUAUCAAGCCAGCAGAACAGACACCACUCAGUGCACUGUACAUGGGAGCCCUCAUCAAGGAGGCUGGCUUUCCACCUGGAGUCGUCAAUAUUCUGCCAGGGUAUGGACCAACAGCCGGGGCAGCAAUAGCUUCUCAUAUUGGCAUAGACAAGAUUGCAUUCACAGGCUCUACUGAGGUUGGAAAGCUGAUUCAAGAAGCAGCCGGGAGAAGUAACUUGAAGAGAGUAACCCUGGAGCUCGGAGGGAAAAGCCCUAAUAUUAUUUUUGCCGAUGCUGAUUUGGACUACGCGGUGGAGCAGGCUCACCAGGGUGUGUUCUUCAACCAAGGCCAGUGCUGCACCGCAGGGUCUCGAAUCUUUGUGGAAGAGUCCAUCUAUGAGGAGUUUGUGAAAAGAAGUGUGGAAAGGGCCAAAAGGCGCAUUGUGGGGAGCCCCUUUGACCCCACCACUGAGCAGGGUCCUCAGAUUGAUAAGAAACAAUACAACAAGAUCCUGGAGCUCAUCCAGAGUGGUGUGGCUGAGGGUGCCAAGCUGGAGUGUGGAGGCAAAGGACUGGGAAGGAAGGGCUUCUUCAUUGAGCCUACUGUGUUCUCCAACGUCACUGAUGACAUGCGGAUUGCCAAGGAGGAGAUCUUUGGUCCUGUUCAGGAAAUUCUGAGGUUUAAGACUAUGGAUGAAGUUAUAGAAAGAGCCAAUAACUCAGACUUUGGACUUGUAGCAGCUGUCUUCACUAAUGACAUCAACAAGGCUCUCAUGGUGUCAUCUGCAAUGCAAGCUGGAACUGUUUGGAUCAAUUGUUACAAUGCCUUAAAUGCUCAGAGCCCCUUUGGGGGAUUCAAGAUGUCUGGAAAUGGCAGAGAAAUGGGAGAGUUUGGCUUACGAGAGUACUCAGAAGUCAAGACCGUGACGGUGAAGAUCCCGCAGAAGAACUCCUAA
Molecule: messenger RNA, 1470 nt
Organism: Cricetulus griseus (Chinese hamster)
Lineage: Eukaryota; Metazoa; Chordata; Mammalia; Rodentia; Cricetidae
Source: RefSeq, a predicted model, not a curated record